AUGUUAUCGCGUGCCUCUUCCCGAACGGCGCAGCUCCUGCGCAGCGCUGCCGAUAAGCAUCACUUUGCUCGAUCGUUCGCGACCGUUCAGUCCGACAUCUUCAAACCCGCCAAGUUUGGCGGUAAAUACACCGUCACUCUCAUCCCUGGCGACGGUAUCGGGGCCGAAGUCGCAGAGUCUGUCAAGACCAUCUUCAAGGCAGACAAUGUCCCCAUCGAGUGGGAGCAAAUCGAGGUCUCUGGAAUCAUUGACGGCGCCGGCCGCACCGAAGACGCUUUCCGCGAGUCGGUCGCCUCCCUCAAGCGCAACAAGCUCGGCCUCAAGGGUAUCCUGCACACGCCCAUCAGCCGCUCCGGGCACCAGAGCUUCAACGUGGCGAUGCGACAGGAGCUCGACAUCUACGCCAGCAUCAGCCUGAUCAAGAACAUUCCUGGCUACGAGACGCGCCACAAGGACGUCGACCUGUGCAUCAUCCGCGAGAACACGGAGGGUGAGUACUCUGGCCUGGAGCACCAGAGCGUCCCCGGCGUCGUCGAGUCGCUCAAGAUCAUCACGCGCGCCAAGUCUGAGCGCAUCGCCAAGUUUGCCUUUUCCUUUGCCCUGGCCAACGGCCGAUCCAAGGUCACCUGCAUCCACAAGGCCAACAUCAUGAAGCUGGCCGACGGCCUGUUCCGCAGCACUUUCCACCACGUCGCCAAGGAGUACCCCACGCUCGAGGUCAACGACAUGAUUGUCGACAAUGCCUCCAUGCAGGCCGUCUCUCGACCUCAGCAGUUUGACGUCAUGGUCAUGCCUAACCUCUACGGCGGCAUCCUGUCCAACAUUGGUGCCGCCCUGGUCGGCGGUCCUGGCAUCGUCCCUGGCUGCAACAUGGGUCGUGACGUGGCAGUUUUCGAGCCCGGCUGCCGUCACGUCGGCCUCGAUAUCAAGGGCAAGGACCAGGCCAACCCCACCGCCCUGAUUCUGUCGGGGAGCAUGCUUCUGCGCCACCUCGGUCUUGACGACCACGCCAACCGCAUCUCCAAGGCCAUCUAUGCCGUUAUUGCCGAGGGCAAGGUUCGUACCCGCGACAUGGGCGGCCAGUCAACAACGCACGAGUUCACCAAGGCUAUCCUCGACAAGAUGGAGACUCUCUAA
Ustilaginoidea virens is the source of this 1137-nucleotide messenger RNA. RefSeq lists its product as uncharacterized. The record is from RefSeq and is a predicted model, not a curated record. The transcript has 3 exons. Bases 1 to 1137 code for a protein of 378 amino acids. Gene Ontology annotation, biological process: isocitrate metabolic process; tricarboxylic acid cycle. Gene Ontology annotation, molecular function: magnesium ion binding; isocitrate dehydrogenase (NAD+) activity; NAD binding. Gene Ontology annotation, cellular component: mitochondrion. Lineage: Eukaryota; Fungi; Ascomycota; Sordariomycetes; Hypocreales; Clavicipitaceae.